This is a messenger RNA of Cynara cardunculus var. scolymus (artichoke), 1386 nucleotides long. Its product is annotated as epidermis-specific secreted glycoprotein EP1-like. The record is from RefSeq and is a predicted model, not a curated record. The coding region runs from base 1 to 1329 and encodes 442 amino acids. The transcript is spliced from 2 exons. NCBI's taxonomy places the organism in Eukaryota, Viridiplantae, Streptophyta, Magnoliopsida, Asterales, Asteraceae.
AUGACUGUUCCUUCUGCUUCUCUCUCGCUUAUCGUCGUCGUCUUCUUCUUCUGCUUCCUGUUUCCACUCUUCUCCAUCUCCGACGCCAUUGUUCCCGCUGCAGACACCUUCCGGUAUGUCAACAGUGGCGAUUUCGGACUAUUAGAGACUGAAUACAACCCAACCUACCGCUUUCUUCCUCCAUUCACCACCCCUUUCCAGCUCUGUUUCUACAACACCACCCCCAACGCCUACACACUUAGUCUACGCAUGGGUACCAGACGUGAUGGAUCCAUCAUGCCCUGGGUCUGGGAAGCCAACCGAGGCAAACCCGUUCGUGAAAAUGCCACUUUCUCCUUUGGGUCCGAUGGAAACCUUGUCUUGGCCGACGCAGACGGCCGGAUUGUAUGGCAGACCAACACCGCCAAUAAGGGUGUCGUAGGUUUCGCCAUACUCUCAAAUGGUAACAUGGUGCUUCGUGACGCAAAGGGUAGUUUCAUCUGGCAAAGCUUUGAUUCCCCAACCGAUACCCUCUUGCUCGGCCAAAGUCUCCAGAUCGGAGGUCCUAAUAAGCUCGUGAGCAGGGCAUCCACGACGGAAAACGUUAACGGGGUGUACAGUUUCGUAUUAGAGCCCAAAAGAAUGGCUUUGUAUUACAAGACCAUGCUUUACUGGUCCUCCACCUUCACCGAAGUGAAUAAAGCCAAUGGGAAUUUGGUUAAGGCAACGUUGCAAAUCGUGGAAACUGAAUACGACGAUGACUAUUUUCAUUCACUCAGGUGUCAUCUAUCUAACUCUAAUGAAGUAUCUGACCUUAAUCUUGACAUCAUCAGAUACAACAGCAACUUAUCGUAUCUCCGAUUGGGCGUCGAUGGGAAUCUAAGACUCUACACUUAUCGUGCCAAUGUCCGUGGAAACGCAUGGAGCCUGUUAUUCACUUUGUUCAAGAGAGGGGUGGCCGAGAGGCGUUCCAUGGAAGGCGAGUGCCAGUUACCGGAAAGAUGUGGGAAGUUUGGUCUUUGUGAGGAUAGCCAGUGUGUGGCKUGCCCAACACCAAAUGGGCUAAGUGGGUGGAGUAAAGAUUGCGAUUCGAAAAAGGUGACAACUUGCAAGAGUGGUGAGUUUGGGUACUAUAAGCUCGAAGGGGUUGACCAUUUUAUGAUCAAGUACACCAGGGGAGAUGGGCCAAUUAAGCAAACCGAGUGCGAGACCAAAUGCAGCAAGGAUUGUAAGUGUGUGGGGUAUUUCUAUCAUACGGAUCGAUCGAGGUGUUGGAUCGCGUACGAUUUGAAAACAUUAACAAGAGUUGGGAACUCGACGAAUUUGGCCUACAUCAAAACACCCAAGUAGAUGGUGUUUGAAUCGCUCUACUUAGCAAUUCUGUUUUAUGUUCGAAGUUUAUGUUUG